UCCAGCUAUAAAUACAGGAUGCAACCCCAGAGUCCAGGUGCCAAACUCAGUCUUGAAAUCGCCGAAAUCACAUCUCUUCCUUCCGGUCUAGCUUGUUGUUCUUGUUCUAUUUCAUUUGUAAAGAACCUAUCUUUACAAAUCCUCCAGUUCCAAAAGUAUGGAAGAAGCACUUAGAAGACUCAACGGAGUGCCGAGCCAUAUGCCAGAAUCCAACUCGUACGAACCCAUAAUCGCCGACAUGCAGAAGAAGUCCGCGCCUACCACCACAACAAACAAAAGGUCACUGAAAGAAGGUGGUGGCAAUAGUGGAAACAUGAGGUACCGUGGCGUCCGUAGGAGGCCAUGGGGUCGUUAUGCAGCCGAGAUAAGGGAUCCUCAGUCUAAGGAACGGCGUUGGCUUGGCACUUUUGACACUGCUGAGGAGGCUGCUUGUGCCUAUGACUAUGCAGCUCGAGUAAUGCGAGGUAUCAAGGCUCGUACUAAUUUUGUGUACCCUGAGACUUAUUCUGCAACAACUGACUCCCAUAAUUUGCUCCCUCCAUUUACUUUCUCAAAAUCAUCUCAUCAUCAGCCCUCUCGCCAGUAUAAUACAGUGCCCUCUUCAAAUUGGUCUUCUCUAGGUCACUCUCAUGUGGGUGACUUCUCUGCUGGUGGGUCUGCUCCACAGAAGAGUACUAGUGGCACUUCCGCUAACACUUCUACUCUGAACAUGCUUUUUCUCCGUGAUUUCGUAAACUCCUCUUCAGGUUCGUCGUCUCAAAAUCAUUCUCAACCUUUAUAUGAUCACUUUCCCUGCAUCAAUGGGUCCUCCUAUUCUGGUCCUAGUACUUUCGCUGUUGGUUCCUUGGCGAACCCUUCUAGUAACAUCAGUAGUACCGGUCCAUAUAAUUUCUCUGGAACUUUGGCAGAAGACUCAACUGUCACUAGUCUACCCUACAUGGAGUUUAAUCAGAAUUAUACUCCUGGAGUCCUGAACAGUCCCAACUCAAAAGCUGAAGAGUUGGAAUUCUUUCCACAAGAACCAUCUGGCUCUGGUUUGUUGCAAGAAAUUAUUCAAGGGUUUUUGCCUAAGCACUCCACUGAAAAGAUUGACUUUUCAAAAAGCUAUGGAGAGUCAAUGGUUGCACCAUCAGCUGAAAUAAUAUCUGGUGGUCAGUCGCUAGAUGGAUUGAGAAGGAGCACGAAGUACUUCGUUAAAAAUGAGCACCAUGGUGCUUAUCUUGAUCAUGAAGGAAUAAAGUCAUCAGGGCAGCCUGAGGGCUGUUACCGUACUGGGGUUAGUUGUCUUGACCAAGUAUCAUACGAUAAUGAGAUGUCACUCAAUCUUGCAGUGGGUCAGGACUCCUUUAUGGAAGACAUUUUUCAGUACCCAGAUCUUAUGAGUGCCUUCGCAGCUAGGUUCAGGAAUGCUUGAGGUCUUCUCCUGGUGCAACGUCCACAUGCUGUUAUCCAAGUUAAAGAUGUCUAACGAGCUGCCUGUCGCCUGUGUUAUUGACUACAAAAUUUUUACUUAAUUAACGCAUAAUUCGUUGUUAUCCUCUUAACAGAUCUUUAAGUUAGCCGAUUAUGUUCGAGUUGAUUUCCUGGUUUGCUUUCAUUUAGCUCCCUUCUCUCUCUAUCACAUCUCUAUAUGAUCUCUUCGUUUACUCUGGAACUGAAAAGGUUGUGUUGCGUUUGAUUACGAG
Populus euphratica (Euphrates poplar) is the source of this 1685-nucleotide messenger RNA. RefSeq names its product ethylene-responsive transcription factor ESR2-like. Bases 158 to 1414 code for a protein of 418 amino acids. Gene Ontology annotation, molecular function: DNA binding; DNA-binding transcription factor activity. NCBI's taxonomy places the organism in Eukaryota, Viridiplantae, Streptophyta, Magnoliopsida, Malpighiales, Salicaceae. The record is from RefSeq and is a predicted model, not a curated record. The transcript has a single exon. Gene Ontology annotation, biological process: regulation of DNA-templated transcription.